Molecule: messenger RNA, 1671 nt
Organism: Pecten maximus
Lineage: Eukaryota; Metazoa; Mollusca; Bivalvia; Pectinida; Pectinidae
Exons: 6
Coding region: 1-1671 (556 amino acids)
Source: RefSeq, a predicted model, not a curated record
AUGUCCCAGAGGAUUCGAUAUCCAAUAAGGUGUUCUAAUUAUCACGAAUUCUGUGACGUAUGUCGACUUCUGUCGGACACAUUCAACAACACAGGGUUUCGAGAGAGUCAGGUUGAUGAGAUACGUUCAGAGUUGUAUAAAGACAGGUUUCGAGAGUUUGGGUUUCGAGAGAGUCAGGAUGAUGAAGAUAACGACACAGGGUUUCGAGAAAGUCUGGUUGAUGGAGACAACAACACAGGGUUUCGAGAGAGUCAGGUUGAUGAAGAUAACGACACAGGGUUUCGAGAGAGUCAGGUUGAUGAAGAUAACGACACAGGGUUUCGAGAGAGUCAGGUUGAUGAAGAUAACGACACGGGGUUUCGAGAGAGUCAGGAUGAUGAAGAUAACGACACGGGGUUUCGAGAGAGUCUGGUUGAUGGAGACAACGCCACGGGGUUUCGAGAGAGUCAGGAUGAUGACGACAACAACACAGGGUUUCGAGAGAGUCAGGAUGAUGGAGACAACGACACAGGUUUUCGAGAGAGUCAGGAUGAUGGAGACAACAACACAGGGUUUCGAGAGAGUCAGGAUGAUGGAGACAACAACACAGGGUUUCGAGAGAGUCAGGAUGAUGAAGAUAACGACACAGGGUUUCGAGAGAGGUUUCGAGAGAGUCUGGUUGAUGAAGAUAACGACACAGGGUUUCGAGAGAGUCGGGUUGAUGAAGACUACGACAGAGGGUUUCGAGAGAGUCUGGUUGAUGAAGAUAAUGACACAGGGUUUCGAGAGAGUCUGGUUGAUGGAGACAAUGCCACGGGGUUUCGAGAGAGUCAGGAUGAUGACGACAACAACACAGGGUUUCGAGAGAGUCAGGAUGAUGGAGACAACGACACAGGUUUUCGAGAGAGUCAGGAUGAUGGAGACAACAACACAGGGUUUCGAGAGAGUCAGGAUGAUGGAGACAACAACACAGGGUUUCGAGAGAGUCAGGAUGAUGAAGAUAACGACACAGGGUUUCGAGAGAGGUUUCGAGAGAGUCUGGUUGAUGAAGAUAACGACACAGGGUUUCGAGAGAGUCAGGUUGAUGAUGGAAACGACACAGGGUUUCGAGAGAGUCAGGAUGAUGAAGACAACGACACAGGGUUUCGAGAGAGUCAGGUUGAUGAAGAUAACGACACAGGGUUUGAGAGAGUCAGGUUGAUGAAGACAACAACACAGGGUUUCGAGAGAGUCAGGUUGAUGAUGAAAACGACACAGGGGUUUCGAGAGAGUCAGGAGGAUGAAGACUACGACACAGGGUUUCGAGAGAGUCUUGUUGAUGAAGACAACGACACAGGGUUUCGAGAACGUCAGAUUGAUGAAGACAACAACACAGGGUUUCGAGAGAGUCUGGUUGAUGAAGAUAACGACACAGGGUUUCGAGAGAGUCAGGUUGAUGAAGAUAACGACACAGGGUUUCGAGAGAGUCUGGUUGAUGAAGAUAACGACACAGGGUUUCGAGAGAGUCUUGUUGAUGAAGAUCAGGAAGGCAUACAAACGGCCUUACCAAACAGUCGAGAAGGCAGUCGGACAACAGGCCUUACCCAACAGUCGAGAAGGAAAAAGACAACAGGCCUGACCCAACAGUCGAGAAGGAAGAAAAACAACAGGCCUGACCCAACAGUCGAGAAGGAAGGCAGACAAAAGGCCUGA